GUGCUUUCUUAAUUCCUUAUGUCCUGUUCCUUGUGACCUGUGGCAUACCUCUAUUUGUGCUGGAGACGGCACUGGGCCAGUACACCAGUCAGGGGGGGAUCAUGUGCUGGAGGAAGGUCUGCCCCUUGUUUGAAGGCAUGGGAUACACCAGCCAAAUGAUCAUUUUCUAUGGAAGUAUCAGCUAUAUUGUGAUUUUAGCCUGGGCUUUUCUCUACUUGUUCUCUUCCUUCUCUGGAGAGUUGCCAUGGGCCACCUGCAAUAACACCUGGAACACAAAUCGUUGUGUAGAAAUAAACAACUACAAUACUACUGCCAACUGGACAUCACCUGUGAAUGCAUCAUCUUCUGUUUUAGAGUUUUGGCAGCGUCGGGUGUUGAAUAUAUCCAGCGGCAUAGAGAACUUGGGAACCAUACAGUGGGACCUUUCUCUGUGCCAUCUUCUAGCCUGGGUCAUCUGCUACUUUUGUGUUUGGAAGGGAGUAAGAUCCACGGGAAAGGCUACAUAUUUCACAGCCACGUUCCCCUUUGUCCUGUUAAUCAUGCUGUUUGUCAGAGGAAUGACCCUUCCUGGAGCCUUCCAUGGUAUCAAGUACUACUUGUAUCCCAAUCCUGAACGGCUCGCUGACCCACUGGUCUGGAUGGAUGCUGGAACACAAAUAUUUUAUUCUUAUGCCAUAUGUUUGGGAUGCCUAACUACACUUGGGAGCUACAACAAGUACAACAAUAACUGUUACAGAGACUCCUUUUAUCUUUGUUUGUUGAACAGCGCGACCAGCUUCAUGUCAGGCUUUGCCAUUUUCUCAGUUCUGGGUUACAUGUCGCAAAAGCAGGGUGUCGACAUUGCUACAGUCGCUGAGUCAGGUCCAGGCCUUGUUUUCAUAGUCUACCCACAAGCUGUGACCCUGCUGCCUUGGCCUCAGGUGUGGUCUGUGUGCUUCUUUGCCAUGAUCAUCUUGUUAGGAAUAGAUGGUCAGUUUGCAGGUCUUGAAAGCAUCAUGACCUCUUUGACAGAUGUCUUCCCCUCCCAUUUAAGGAAAGGAUAUCACAGAGAGCUUUAUCUGAUGCUGAUCUGUGCGCUUUGCUAUCUGUUUGGCCUGUUAUUGGUGUCACAGGCUGGUGCAUACAUUCUGCAGAUCUUCGAUCACUAUGUUUGCAGUGGUCCUACUCUGCUGCUGAUGGCAAUUUUCCAGUCAGUUACGAUUGGAUGGAUUUAUGGUGCCGAUCGCUUCUACACCAACAUUGAGGACAUGAUUGGAUACAGACCUCUGUCACUGAUCAAGUACUGCUGGCUCUAUGCCACCCCUCUCAUUUGCAGUGGAACACUUAUAUUUUUGCUCCUGAGGUACACCCCUCUGAAGUUCAACAACACAUACGUGUAUCCUUGGUGGGCUUACUGCAUUGGCUGGUUCCUCGCGCUGUCGUCACUUUCUAUGGUCCCAGUCACUAUGAUCUACAAACUGGCCAAAGGAAGAGGGAGUCUCUGGCAGCGUCUGAAGACCAGCUCCCAGCCUGCAAGUGAUCUUCGAGGAAUGGAAAGCGAAAUGAUAAAUGUCCAUGAUUCACUACGUGCCCCAAAAUAACUGUUCAGCCUUAUUCACUGAAAUGCAAAUCUUUAAAUGUACCUUUUAAUUUGCGUUUUAAAUAAUACUUAAGGUGUGGGUCCUCUAUUAUGCACAUAUAUGGUGGCUGGUAUUAAUAUUUUUUAUAAGGUGAAAGGGUCUAUCUGAAGCACGAAAUGUCUGAAUAUCUGUUAGAGGCUGAAUGUAUAAAAUACUACACUGAUAUGGAGCCUCUGAUAUGACUUUAAUUUGCAUUUCAAAUACCUCAAACCCUAACAAUAACAUUUUUACUUGACUUUUUACUUUAAACUCACUACGAACACACAGACGUUGAGAUUGAAAAUAAACUUACAAUUAUUAUUUAUAGACCAACACAGUGAAUAGAGAUUUUAAAACUAGUGCUGUCGGCGUUAAAUCUUGUUAGAAUGACGUUAACACCAUAACCGCAUUAACGCAGCAAAAAUUUCCGUUAACGCGGAUCGCCAUGGCGACAACGCGCCGUGCAGCCCCUCGCACCGUGACAAGUUUUUUUUUUCUUUUUUAGAAACAUAAAAGCAAGGUCUUUUAGUGUUUAAAAGUAUUGAGCUGAAAACACAUAUUCACAGUUUAACACGUUUUUAUGAUGAUCACUUUUUUAAUGAUUUCCUACAUUACAUCAACUGCUACUUCUGUUGUGUUUUUGUGAUGUUUCAUGGAAAUCUGGGUUAUUUUAAUACAACGUUUUUAUAUAUUCAUACAAAUUGAAAAGUAAAAGGCUGUUUUUCUGUUCCUCUCUCAGUCAGAACCUGUUUUAAAAAUUAUAUCUAUCAUCAUUCUGGCAUUAAGUUCUAAAUACUUAAAUAACAUGGGGACCUGCGUAGAAACACCUUCAUAACAUUUAAAAUGAAAAAGAUUAGCUUCACUAAGCUUGUAGCUUUAUUUUGGUUACAGCUACAACAUACAAGAUACAAAAUGCUUUAUAACAUACGCAUGAAAAAUAAAAACUUACAUUUCAUAGAACAAAGGUCAACAUUGCUACAUGCUGACAUGCUAAGUAAUGCCAAAAAGGUUCAGGUUCAGUGUUCUGAACCUUUUUUAUGUUUAUAUUCCUAGUUUUUUGGCUGAAAUACACUGAAUGUAAGCAACAGAGGUCAGUUUUGUUUUUGUUUUUUUACUUCAGACUCCUUUAGUGCCCCCUCCUUUUUUAAUUACCUGGAACUGAGGAGUAACUAUGAAAUUGUGUCCUUUGGAAAGAUUUCUCCUUGAUGUUUUCUGGUAUGUGUUUCAUGUUGCUUGUGCUACACACACAUAUCAGGAAACACUAGGCCUAAUGAUCCGUAUGUAUUUUAAGCAUUCAGAGUAUAUUUCAUGAUAUUCUUUUUUUUAUCAACAUGUAUAAUAAACCAAAUAAAUAUUGCUCUUCAAGUCUGUCAAAAAGUGGUUAAUGUUUGCUCCUUACAUUUAUAACUGAACUCCUACUUUUACUUUAAGGUGCAUUGUAUUUUCUUGGAUUAUUGUAUUGGUUACAAGACUUUUUAAAUGUGUCUUGAUAUUUGACCUUGAAUUUGUAUAAUAAAAUACUUUGGGGAAUAAUUUAGCUUUCACUGUGAAAGCUUUUCUGUAAUUUAAGUGAAUGUGUUGAGAGAGUGUGACAGAUACAGACUCUAUGGUGCAGGCCAAUCCAUGACUGAUCAGUUUCCAUUGUGUCUUUGGAGCACUGACAGAUCGUUUGGGCUUGUUGUCAUGCUAGAAAAUAAAACUGUUGCCAAUCACAUGCUUUCUAGAUGGCAUUGCAUGGUGGAUGACAAUCUGAUGGCACCUUUCUGUGUUCAUAAUUACAUUAAUUUGAAAAAAUCCCAAACAACUGGCUGAAAUUCAGCUCCUCCAACAUGUUUUACAGAUGUUUGUAGACACUCGUUGUG
Haplochromis burtoni (Burton's mouthbrooder) is the source of this 3460-nucleotide messenger RNA. Its product is annotated as sodium- and chloride-dependent GABA transporter 2. The record is from RefSeq and is a predicted model, not a curated record. Lineage: Eukaryota; Metazoa; Chordata; Actinopteri; Cichliformes; Cichlidae. Gene Ontology annotation, biological process: sodium ion transmembrane transport. Gene Ontology annotation, cellular component: membrane.